Postia placenta MAD-698-R-SB12 is the source of this 888-nucleotide messenger RNA. RefSeq lists its product as hypothetical. The transcript is spliced from 7 exons. Bases 1 to 888 code for a protein of 295 amino acids. Lineage: Eukaryota; Fungi; Basidiomycota; Agaricomycetes; Polyporales; Adustoporiaceae. The record is from RefSeq and is a predicted model, not a curated record. Gene Ontology annotation, cellular component: nucleolus; site of double-strand break; checkpoint clamp complex. Gene Ontology annotation, biological process: telomere maintenance; mitotic intra-S DNA damage checkpoint signaling; nucleotide-excision repair.
AUGCGCUUCAAAGCCACUGUCGACAAUGUCAACAUAUUCUACCGAAUCGCCCAAGCAAUGGAGAAGCUGCAGAAGCGAUGCAUCAUCCGGUUCGGCGAAGAGGAGAUGCACAUUAUAUGCAACAACGGCGUGAGCGACGGCAGCAUCCAGGUCUGGUCGCAGAUCAAGGUGCCGUCGCUCUUCAGCAACUACCGCAUACAGUCGAACGCAGGCAACCAGAUCACGCUCGCGCUCUCCACAGAGGCGCUGCUCGCGGCCCUGCGCUCCGCGGCGACCCCCGCGGGCGCGUCCGCCCCGCUCGCGGCGGACGCGGAAGUGAUCCUCCGGCUCGCGAAGAAGGACGACCAGGCCGUGCUGAGCGUGCACAUCAGCGGGACGACGCGCAUGGGCCGCGCGGUGCUCGUGUCGCACGACGUGCGCAUCGAGGUCCUGAAGCCGCAGGACGCGGGCAGGCUGCGGGAGCCGAUGUGCCCCGAGCCCGAGGUGCAUAUCCUGCUGCCGCCCCUGGCGAAGCUGCGCACCGUGGUGGAGCGGCUGCGCCCGCUCGCGGACGAGGUGGUCGCCAUCUACGCCAACCACGCGGGGAGCGUGAAGAUAUGCGCGCAGACGGAGAGCGCGCGGGUGGACGUGAUGUGGAAGGGGCUCCAGAACCCCGGCAAGAGUGCGUCAGACCCCGAAGACGAGUCGCGCGACCCGGAGCAGAUGCACGGCGUGCUGGUGUCCCUCAAGAGUCUGCAGAAGUUCUUGAGCAGCCACGUGGUGUCGACGACGACGAUUGCCUGCAUAUGCAAGGGCCACUGCAUUAUCCUGUAUGUCUACAUAGGCGAGGUGGCCGACUCUGGAGGGGUUCUGACCUUUUACAUUCCCGCCAUCAUCGAUGCCAUCUGA